UUGGUAAUGCACUGCCAACAUGGCUGAACAAAGGCAACGUGCUUUGUCAACAUCAGGUGAAGCAUUGUAUGAAAUCCUGGCACUAGAAAAAGGAGCAACACAUGAUGAGAUUAAGAAGUCCUACAGAAAACUGGCUCUGAAAUACCAUCCUGACAAGAAUCCAGACAAUCCAGAGGCUGCAGAAAAAUUUAAAGAGAUCAACAAUGCUCACGCAACCCUGACUGAUCUGUCCAAGAGAAAUAUAUAUGACAAAUAUGGAUCAUUAGGGCUCUACGUGGCGGAACAGUUUGGUGAGGAAAAUGUCAACACCUACUUCAUGCUCUCAAGCUGGUGGGCAAAGGGCCUGUUUGCAGUCUGUGGCUUGCUGACGGGCUGCUACCUCUGCUGCUGUCUCUGCUGCUGCUUCAACUGCUGCUGUGGAAAGUGUAAACCCAAGGCACCCGAGGGGGAACAGCAGGAGUUUUGUGUGUCUCCAGAAGAUUUGGAAGAGCAAAUUAAGAACGACAUGGAAAGAGAUGGAGAAACUCCUAUCGUGCUUCAGCCAACUAACGUAACGGAGAAGACGCAACUAAUUGGGGACAGCCAUCGGAGCUAUCGCACAGACUCCUAGAGCAGGAGAGCAUGACCUGUUGGUGCUGCUCACUGAGUCUCACAGCAAGAAAAAUCACACGAUAAGUUCUGCAGCCUGUGUUUGUAGUUGUCUUUAAGCUAAUCAAGAGUAAACUGAGAGUUGUUUCCUAUCAAGGCAGAAUCUUCCUCUAGGCCACUUCCAAUAGGUUGAUAACCUGCACUGUGCAUGGAGAUAUCUAUGGCCAGUACAGAGCUCUACAGACCAGCAUGCUGGUCUCUCACGGCAUCAAACUGCCAGGCUCAACAUGGUCUUUCCCUCUGGUAAUAUUCCCUUUGGUAUAGUUGCUCUUCUCCCUGCCCUUAGCUAUAGUUUCACCUCCCAGACACAGUCUUGAGUAUCUUUCCAGACACACUGGCUCCACCUCUCCCUGUUCCAGGAACUUUCUUUGCAUGGAGCAGUUUUGCUGGAUGUGAAACUUUCCUGUGAGGGAGCCCAGGAAGUGCUCUUUAGCAGACCUCAGGGGGAAAGUUGGUGGCAAGACAGACAGGGUUCUCCUUCCCAGAGGGAAGUGCUCUUUGGAAAGCAGCUACUGGCUUGCUGGGACCCAUCUCUGGCAAUUAUAAACCUGAGCCAGGACAAAGUGCUCGGGAACUCUUCUGCUGGUGGUUACUGUUCAGGUCACUCCAAAUCCAGGAGCUUCAUUGAGAAGCACACACUGGCUCUGUGUCUUCCCCUGCACAAGCUGAAAACCCAUGAGACAGUGGGCAAAUGCCACAUGGAGAGGAAGGCUGGCCCUGGGCUGCCCCAGACCUUCUCACAGUCCUGUGGCAAAGGUCCCCCAUUUGCUUCCCAGCCAACAGCUUUCUGCCAGCUGGCUUAUUCCCCAUACCUCUUGUUUCUGGCCCCACUGCCCUGCUGGCACUAGGCUGGGAGCCAUCACACCAGUGCAGGCACUGGGGUUGUGGGAGCAGAGAGGACUUGGCAGGGAAGGCAAGGAGCAAAGGAGUGAGUGUUCUCCUCACCAGCUCAUCGGGGCAAGACUGAAUCCUCUCCUCUGCCCUAGGCCCAGGGGCUUUAAGAGUACAUGACAUGAUUUUAAAUUAAGAGUUAGAGAUGAGGUGUACAUUCAAGUGUACCACUCCACAAGUCAGUGGAGAUAUAUGUGGGUAUAGCUAAAUCAAGCACAAAGAAAUUAGGCCACUGAUUUGUAAGAGCUAAAGGAAUACCUCUUAGAUCUUAAAUUUAGCACUUCACUGAUUUGACAUAGUAGUUUAAGUCCAAGAUUUCUCCUUAUUGAUCAUGUUACAUCAGUCACUGUCAGUUCUGUCAUAUACUAUUUUUGUGUGCUGUGGUCUAAAGGGGGCCGCAUGUUCCACUAAAUUAUACAAACCAAGGAAUAUAUAACUAGUCAAAAGUGUUAUUCCCGUGCUUAGAAUUGGAUCCCACAGCUGUGAAACAUUAUUAUCUUCCUUCUAUUCUCACCUUCCACAGCAAAUGUCAUCCAGCUGCAGCUAAAUAUAUGGGAAAAGAGUGUUUUUUGUAGCACCAGUUGUAAUUCCAAAGUCAAGAAAUACUACUUUCAACAUUUCUUUAAAUGUCCCAUAACACAUGGACAUUUUAAAGGCCAUUACUUCCAGUUCAGGUCAUAUAUCUGUUCUCUGAGUGCAUGCACUGGGGCCAGCCAAUGCUCACAUUGCCCUCAGAAAUGGCCCUGGUUUUCUUCUUCACAAAAGAGGGAAGGUCUUGGCAUGGCUGAGGCUGAGCACAGACCCUCGCUUCCCUCCUACCCAUGGGCUACUCUUGGUCCUCACUUGCACAUUGCAAAUGAUUUUGGGGACCACUCAUUGGUACAUAAAUCCAGAUCGCCCUCCUGCACCCUGCACCCACUCGGCACAAACACAUCUUUUGGCUUUCUUCACUAUUACCCUUUGCAGGGUGUUUGCUCUCGUAUAAGACCUUAUCCCUGAAUGAAGGAGUAGGGAGACCAUGUAGUAUAUAACAAAUCUGCAAGCAAAGACAUUUCCUAAGUUUCACUGUCUGGGAAAGAAAUUCACCGUGAAAAUGUCCAAAUGUUACGUAGUGACUGUUUCCAGCAGAGAGUUAAAAGAGGCAUCGGGAGAAAAGUCUGGUGUAAAGCUACAUCUAACUAUAUGUGGAAUCCUUUCCAAUGUGAAAUCCGUCCUCCUGCUCCCAUGAAAGUAAUUGGAAAUUGCACCUUUGAUUUCAACAACAGCUACAGAGCAGGCAUAAAGCCAAGGAGGAAAGAGUAAAUCCCGUAAUAACAAAAGCAACUGGAGAAUUUUUUCACAUGCAAUACCUUCAAUGUCCCUCAGGAGCCCACUCUAUGGGCCAGAGCCAAAGUUCACUGAAAUCAAGGAAAUGAUCUCCAUGGGCUUGAGAUGUACCACAAGUCACGUGGUUCUUAUUUACACUUUUUAAAUGAGAGAUUUUCCUUGGGAAAGAUUUAUGAUUUGAUCUCACAGUGUGAUGCAAAGGUGGACAAGCUGCUGCAUGUUUGCAAAUCCCUUUUACAGACAUAGAGAUUUGUACAGAAGAUCCACAAUGCAUUAUCUCAGCUAGCAAAAAAACUCAGAAUAAAUCAGUGACCAAACCUCUGAGUGGGUUAUCCAGGACUUGCAGCUUAAAGAUCUGAGUAUCUGAACCCAUGGCUUAAUAUCAAACAGCAAACUUAGUUUUUAGAGUACCAGGGCAUUUGCCUCUCUCAUUGAUGUGAAGAUCAGCUGUUCUGAGGACACGUAGAGAAAGGGUAAAUCAGGAUUUCAGGACUUAGCUUUUCAAUGAGAUUUUGUUUGCUUUUCAGAAAAAUUCCUAACAUGAAUAUAUGCUUACAU
Molecule: messenger RNA, 3423 nt
Organism: Pseudopipra pipra
Lineage: Eukaryota; Metazoa; Chordata; Aves; Passeriformes; Pipridae
Gene: DNAJC5B
Product: DnaJ heat shock protein family (Hsp40) member C5 beta
Exons: 4
Coding region: 20-610 (196 amino acids)
Source: RefSeq, a predicted model, not a curated record